Messenger RNA from Plenodomus lingam JN3, 246 nucleotides. Lineage: Eukaryota; Fungi; Ascomycota; Dothideomycetes; Pleosporales; Leptosphaeriaceae. The record is from RefSeq and is a predicted model, not a curated record.
AUGGAGGAACAGUACAUCAAUCAAUCAACUUUGAAAAACUCUCAAGCCUUUUAUCAUAUUGCGAGGGUCACUGGACAGCGUAUGAUCUGCGAUUGCGUUGGCUACAAGCCAACAGGAGUCGCGGAAAUAACAAGGUAUUGCUGCGGUGAACCACGAGAAAUUGAACCGGAUGGAUCAAGGUGCCAAGUCAAUGCACUGCUUGACCCUCGCUCCAUGGGACAAUAUUGGAUCGAUUGCUGCACAUGA